CGUAGAGGUCGAUUUCUUCAUCCACUGGAGGUGGCAUUGUGUUAGUGAGAGUGGUGUCGUAGUAGACUAAGAUUACAAACUCUUGUGGCGUUGUUGGGUUAGGAGUGGGUAAGUGGUAACAAGACAAACUGGUCCAAAGUAUGUACAAGAACAAAGCGAGGCACAGCAACGUAAAGGGCCUCGUCCAGUGGGAGUGAAGGCAACAAAGUUUCUCCAGAUUUGUCGAUCACAGGCAGGUAAUGCGGGCCAAAUUGUUAGCAGGCGCCCCCACUAACGUCGAAUCCCUGCACGUCAUUUUCACCCGCGAACUCGAACCCUUUGCGUCGCAUCAACACCGCCAUGUCGUUCUCCUUACUCCGCCCACAACUGUCGCAAUACACGUGCCGGUCAUGUCUAAUCCGCCUAUCUCGCGCUUCACGACGUCCGAUAUCUUCGAACACGUACUACGCCAAAGAGAAUAGUGCUAAAACCGAUGCAAAGGCCGCCGUACCAACAUUUCCCGCACGGACGCGUUUUGCGCCUUCACCAACCGGCUACCUCCAUCUUGGAUCGCUCCGGACGGCGCUGUUUAAUUAUCUCCUCGCGAAACGGACAGGCGGUCAAUUCCUACUCCGGAUAGAAGACACAGACCAGAAACGCACAAUACCCGACGCCGAGCAGCGACUGUUCGACGAUCUACGAUGGGCAGGACUGCAAUGGGAUGAAGGGCCAGAGGUCGGAGGACCGUAUGGACCAUACAAACAGUCAGAGAGGAGCGCGAUAUACAGGGAAUACGCGCACCAACUUCUAGAGUCAGGACAUGCAUAUCGCUGUUUCUGUUCUUCCGAGCGCUUGAAUGCGUUGGCGGAACAUAGACACAAGCUCGGCAUCGCAACUGACUACGACCGUACAUGCGCCCCGCCCGCGAUAUCCAAGGAAGAGAGUGACGAGAGAGCGCACAAGGGCGAACCGCACACCAUACGUCUCAAAGUCCCAGACCAGUACCCGACAUACAAAGACCGCAUCUAUGGCACCUUCAGGCCUCUCAAAAGACGCGGCCAUGUCACCGAAUCCGCAUAUGAAGACCCAAUUCUCCUUAAGUCCGACGGCCUCCCUACAUACCAUCUCGCCAACGUAGUAGACGACCACCUCAUGAAGAUCACGCACGUUAUCCGAGGAAGCGAAUGGAUGCCCAGCACCCCCAAGCACAUCGCCAUGUACCAAGCCUUUGGUUGGACGCCCCCAGAGUUCGCCCACGUCGGCCUCCUCGUCGACGAGAACGGUAACAAGCUCAGCAAGCGAAACUUCGAUACCGACAUCACCGCCUUCAAAGAGAUGGAAAUCUUCCCCGAGACUCUCACAAAUUUCGCCGCGUUGCUGGGAUGGAGCCACAAGGAAAAGAGUGAUGUCAUGGACUUGAAGACACUUAUUGAUAACUUCAGCCUCAAAUUCACAAAAGGCAAUACCACCGUCACAUUCGGCAAAAUGCAGUUCCUCCAACGCAAGCACGCCUUCCAACGCGCUUCGACCGGCGGCCCACCCCUCGAAGAAAUGGUCCGCAACGUCUCCAAACUGCUCAUCUCCCCCGACUCCCCUUACCAAGACUGGAAGUCAAUAAUCGGAAGCCCCUUCCCCGACGACUACAUCCGAUCCAUCAUAACCGCCGAUGCUGAAAACUACACAAACGCGAACGAAUUCCUGUACCGCAACUCCUUCUUCUUCACGCCCUUGCGUCCUUUCGACAAACAGCCGCCCAUGUCGACUACAUCCGAUAUACCCAUGCGCGCGCAGAUGCUAGCGCAGGUUGAAGAGAAGGACUGGAAUAAAGAGAAUUUGAUGCAAAAGGUGCACGAGAUGAUUGAUGGGAGGCCUGAGGGGAAGAAGGGGGCGAAGGAUGUGUAUCAUUAUCUGAGGAAGACGGUUACGGGGCAGGAGCAGGGCAUGAGGUUGUACGAUAUCUUUGUUAUUCUAGGCAGGACGGAGACGCUAAAAAGGCUGGGAUUGUUGGUCAAUUAGAAGGAUGUGUAAUUGCGGAAGUGUAACAAUAGUGUAGAAGAAACGAGCCAUGACUGUAUGUGUCAGCACCCCAUCCAA
Alternaria rosae is the source of this 2073-nucleotide messenger RNA. RefSeq names its product glutamyl-tRNA synthetase. The transcript has a single exon. Gene Ontology annotation, biological process: glutamyl-tRNA aminoacylation. The record is from RefSeq and is a predicted model, not a curated record. NCBI's taxonomy places the organism in Eukaryota, Fungi, Ascomycota, Dothideomycetes, Pleosporales, Pleosporaceae. Gene Ontology annotation, molecular function: ATP binding; zinc ion binding; glutamate-tRNA ligase activity. Bases 340 to 1995 code for a protein of 551 amino acids.